AUUCAGUUUUUGUUUAUCAUUUUGAAAACGAUGACAUUUCCAUUUUAAAUAAAGAGAAAAAAGUUUAAAAUAUAAUUAACUAAGAUGGCUUCGGCUUUAGAACAUUAUGUAAAUAAUGUGCGUUCAUUGAGCUCGACUGGAAAUUUUCGCGAACUUAUCGAAUACUUGAACGGAACGUCUGAUCUGUUGGCAAAGAACGGAAAUAUUUUGGACAAUGUUCUGGAAACGGUCGAUGUGCAACAACAUUCACUUGGUGUACUGUACGUGUUGGUUGCAAAAUUAACAAAUCUUUCGAAUUCGUCCGCUGAUGGUGAAAAUGUUAUCAAACUGGUUCGGGAAUUCAUCCAGGCCUGUAACGGUGAACAGGUGCGGCAUGCUCCACAAGCUUAUGCGGAAUUGUGCCAUCUUUUUACAAAUCACAUCAUCAAAUCCGGAACGAUGCCUAUUCAAGGCAUAAAAGUGUUAGCACAAGCAGUUGACAAGAUUCGUUUGUUCGACUCUCAAUUGACGCCGGUUCAUGCUGAUUUAUUUCAGCUCAGUUUAUGUGCAAAGGUUUUUAAUCCGGCGUUAAAAUUUUUGGACAUUGACAUUACAGCUAUAUCUACGACUGAGGACAACAACCAUGAUGCCAAAUACUUCUUGUUGUACUAUUACUACGGUGGCAUGAUUUAUUCGGCUGUCAAGAAUUAUGAACGCGCUCUCUACUUUUUCGAAGUAGCUGUCUCCACACCGGCACUAGCCAUGUCAUAUAUUAUGUUGGAGUCGUACAAGAAAUACAUUCUGGUGUCGCUGAUUCUCGAAGGCAAAAUAAGCAGCAUACCAAAGUAUUCGUCCCAGGUGAUUACCCGAUUCAUCAAGCCACUCAGUCAUGCAUACCAUGACUUGGCCACCGCAUACGAAACAUCACAGAGCGACGAAGUUCGAAAUGUCAUCAACAAAUAUCGUGAUGUGUUUGUACGUGAUGUAAAUUUGGGAUUGGUCAAACAAGUUGCAGCUUCUCUGGCUAAAAAGAACAUACAGCGACUUACGCAAACAUUUUUGACGCUAUCGUUGGUCGACGUUGCUAACAAGGUGCAUUUGAGUGGACCAAACGAAGCCGAAAAAUACAUCUUGGAUAUGAUCAAAUCAGGCGAAAUAUUUGCGUCAAUCAAUCAAAAAGAUGGUAUGGUUGAUUUUAAAGAUGAUCCAGAAAAAUAUAACACGCCCGAAAUGUUCCAAAGCAUUCGUGAGGAUAUCACUCAAGUGAUGGAGCUCAACAAACAAAUCGUCAAAAUGGAAGAGGAAAUCAAACUGAAUCCACAUUUUGUCAAGAAGUCGAUUGGUAAUCAAGACGAAGAUUUGGUAAGCUGUCCGUCAAAGCCAUUUCCUCCAAACGAUCAAAUGGAGUAAGUGUUGCCGAAAAAAUUGCUACUCCGGUUUAAAAAUCUGAACCCCAAAUAACAAUUAUAGCCUAAAACAAAUAAAGCAAAAUAAAUCUGAAAUCAAUAAAUUAGGUUUAAUUUUCAUUACUUCGCAGUAAGCGUUUAACUGAAAAAGUUUCAAUGAAAACUAUGUGUAUUGUAUUAAAAAAUCUACACUAUCUGCGAACCAAUUGCUUACGAAAAAUAAUAAUAAAAGAACGUACUUCGAUAUGCUAAUCCUAAACACAAA
This is a messenger RNA of Sitodiplosis mosellana (orange wheat blossom midge), 1650 nucleotides long. RefSeq names its product COP9 signalosome complex subunit 3 (gene CSN3). The record is from RefSeq and is a predicted model, not a curated record. Gene Ontology annotation, cellular component: COP9 signalosome. The coding region runs from base 85 to 1389 and encodes 434 amino acids. The transcript has 7 exons. NCBI's taxonomy places the organism in Eukaryota, Metazoa, Arthropoda, Insecta, Diptera, Cecidomyiidae. Gene Ontology annotation, biological process: ubiquitin-dependent protein catabolic process.